AUGCCUCCCAAGCCCGCAGCCAAGAAAGAACAGCCAAAGGAUAGCGUGGGCACAAGGAAGGGGUACGAACGCUACGUGUGGGAAUUAAAAGACAACAAUAAAGAAUUCUGGAUGCUGGGGCAUGCCCCGGUCAAGAUCGUUAGUCUGAUCUGCCUGCUGCUUGAUAUGUACCUGUUCUCCCUCUUUCCGGUGCACCCCAUCUUGACGCUCAUCCUCACCAUGGAGUUGUCCAUCCUCCUCUUCUUCAUUGUCAUCCACACCCUCGCCAUUAACAGAUAUCUGGUCUUCAUCCUGUGGCCCAUUACUGACAUCCUCAAUGACCUCCUCUGCGGCGGCUUCCUCUUGGGCGGCCUAAUCUUCGCUGUCCACAUUCGACGCUCCAUGCCCAUGAGUUAUUUUGUCGCUGUGGUCCUUAUGGGUGUGACUGCAACGCUUUCUUUUGUUGAUGUGUGUUUUCAAAGAAAAGACUUACAAAUCCAGCAGGCCAAAAGGCUUGCUCCCCCAGAAAAACCAGCUGGAAGAAGACCAAGGGUAAAGAAAUGA
Molecule: messenger RNA, 543 nt
Organism: Castor canadensis (American beaver)
Lineage: Eukaryota; Metazoa; Chordata; Mammalia; Rodentia; Castoridae
Gene: Cmtm2
Product: CKLF like MARVEL transmembrane domain containing 2
Source: RefSeq, a predicted model, not a curated record